AUGGGGGUCAGAGCGCACUCGACCAGGAGCAUGGUGGCCUCCAAGGCUUUUAACUUGGGUGUGGCCUUGCAGGACAUUUGUGCUGCGACAGGCUGGUCCUCUCCGGACACUUUUGUCCACUUCUAUAACCUGGACCUGGCAUCUAGCCCAGAUAUCUUGCAGAUAUGUGCUGUAGUUUCUACUAUUCCAGCAGGAGCUACCUACAGCUAUCCGUGUCAUGGGAUGGAGGGACGUUAUGUUACUGUGAAUAUUCCUGGAACUUCAAUGGUUCUUACUCUGUGUGAGGUGGAGGUCUAUGCAAUUUUUCCAGAUAAUUUGGCAGCUGGAAGAAACGUCACACAGUCGUCAACUUAUGGCCUCUGGUCUGCUGAACAUGCCAUUGAUUUCAAUCCAGGUUUAACAAAAUCAUGGUCAGCAUGUUCCUCAAGCAAUGUUCAGACUAACCCAUGGUGGAGUGUGGAUCUGAGUUAUAUUUACAGAGUUAGUAGAGUCGUAAUCACAAACAGACUGGACUGCUGUCCAGAACGAAUAAAUGGAGCAGAGAUUCGCAUCGGAAACUCUUUGGAGAACAACGGCAACAACAAUCCCAUAUGUGCUGUGAUUUCUAGCAUUCCAGCUGGUGUUUCCUCCACCUACAUAUGUAACGAUAUGGAGGGUCGAUACUUGAAUCUGAUCAUUCCUGGAGAUUCAAGGAUUCUUACUCUGUGUGAGGUGGAGGUCUAUGGAGAAGGUCCUUUAAUGAAGAAAACGUUUGUGAAGAUGAAGCUGAAGUCCAGUUCAAGUCUGUCUGAACCUGCAGUGAGAGUCCAGCUCCUGUCACAGGGCUGUGGAGGUCUCAACCAUUUCCACCAUCUGCCCCUCCAAUCCCAAACGUUUCAGAAAGAUUGUGUUGGAUACUUGACGACAGAGCUUCCUAUGCCCCAAUUCUUUGGACUUACUAAUAUCCAGUUCCAAGGAGCUUUCAACCAACCUAGUAGUGAUUGCCAUGUAGUCCUGACGGCAGAGUUAAGCUCCAACCCCAAUCCUGUACUGCUGAAGCAGCUGAUAAAGGUCUUCAGUAUCACCACAAACUUCCAGGCAGGUGUGGACCAAGCUGCAAUGCCUGCUAAAGCAGAUCUCAGACUCUGGGACUUCUCUGAGGAGUAA
Molecule: messenger RNA, 1146 nt
Organism: Cyprinus carpio (common carp)
Lineage: Eukaryota; Metazoa; Chordata; Actinopteri; Cypriniformes; Cyprinidae
Exons: 9
Coding region: 1-1146 (381 amino acids)
Source: RefSeq, a predicted model, not a curated record